AUGGCCCUGAUAGACUUCAAAGCCCUAUUCCCAACAAUAACAGCCUUCGUCGCAUUCAUAAUCACACUCCUGUGCCUCUUCGCCGGCACACAGAAGAACUUUCUCGAUGACGCCGAUCUGCUAACGCUCUACACCCCAUCCACGACGCCAUCAGCAUCAGCAUCAGCCCAAGAGACUGUCACACACGACUUCUACUCAGUGCACAUUAUGUCCUACUGCAGCGGCCAGCUAGGCACGACAGACCCAAGCGCAGGCGUCACGCGCAACGUGACCGCCUGCUCAGACCGCACGAUCUUGUUCGCCUUCGACCCGACGCAAGCCUGGCCGAAAGAGGCCACCCACGGCGCCGAGCUGGACUGGCCGCGUGUCAUUGCGGAUGAUUUUCAUGCUUUCCGUAUGACUAGUCGGGCUAUGGCUGUGCUUUACUGUGUCGGGGUUGGUGUUCUGGGCGCUAUGCUUAUUGGCAGGGUUAUUGGGGUUGUGAAACCGUGGGGUGGGAUGGGAUUUUUGGAAUUUGGAGGGUUGACUUUCGCGUCAUUCAGCAUAACCAUCGCAUCGAUAAUCGCAACCGUGCUCGCCUUUGAAUUCGUAGCCCUCAUCAACGCCCACGGCAAAGGCUCCAACGUGUCCGCCCGCUACGGCGAAAAGUUCCUUGGAAUGACUUGGGCCGCAGUGGGGCUCCUCCUCGCCGGCAGUGUAGCGUCGUUUGUGAACGUGUUCAUUCGCGCGCCAGCGGCGCCUGCACCUGCAGUUGAGAAGGACUUGGACUCGGACUUGGAGGGGUAG
Molecule: messenger RNA, 786 nt
Organism: Penicillium nucicola
Lineage: Eukaryota; Fungi; Ascomycota; Eurotiomycetes; Eurotiales; Aspergillaceae
Product: SUR7/PalI family protein
Exons: 3
Coding region: 1-786 (261 amino acids)
Biological process (GO): fungal-type cell wall organization
Cellular component (GO): plasma membrane; cell cortex of cell tip
Source: RefSeq, a predicted model, not a curated record